Molecule: messenger RNA, 2187 nt
Organism: Moneuplotes crassus
Lineage: Eukaryota; Ciliophora; Spirotrichea; Euplotida; Euplotidae
Source: the annotation of a GenBank genome assembly
GGAAGAGUAAAUAAAAUGGCAGCAACUCAAGAGAAAAAGGAUGUAACUCCUCAGUCUCCAAUGGAAGGUGAAGAAGUUAACUCAGAGAUCUGAGGCUAUAAAGUACUCAAGCCUAUUGGCCAAGGAAAAUUCUCAAUCGUAUUUAAAGCUGAGAAGCUUGAAACUGGAGCAAAGGUUGCUCUUAAAUGAAUUAAAAUAUUCGAUAUGACUGAUGUAAAACAGAGGAAAAAGUGAUUAAAAGAAGUCAAAUUACUACAAUCUUUGGAUCAUCCGAAUAUUAUUCAAUAUCUAGACUCCUUUAUCGAGAACAAUGAACUGUACAUUGUCGUAGAAUGGGCUGAGAAAGGAGACCUCAAGUAUAUAGUCAAGAGAGCCUUAAAGGAAGAUUCGCACCUUGAUGAGAAUCGAAUCUGGGAAUAUAUUUCACAAAUGGCAGAAGCACUUGCACAUAUGCAUUCGAAGAGAAUCAUGCAUCGAGAUUUAAAGCCAGCAAAUAUUUUUAUUGAUGCAGAAGGAAAAUUAAAACUGGGAGAUUUGGGACUUGGAAGAGAAAUGAGCUCACAAACUUUUGAGGCCUAUUCAAGAGUUGGUACACCAUUGUAUAUGAGUCCUGAAGUAUUAGAAGGCAGUGGAUAUGACACUAAAAGUGAUGUCUGGAGUUUAGGAUGAAUAGCAUACGAAUUAUGAGCAUUGAAAUCUCCUUUUAGAAAGGAAGGAGUAAAGAUGUCUCUUGUAGAUCUUUUUCAAAGCAUUAAAGCAGGGGUGUACUCCCCAAUUCCGGACAGAUAUUCAUCAAACUUGAAAUUAUUAAUCGACUCUAUGAUUAAAAUAAAUCCUGCGGAGAGGCUUGAUAUUGACCAGAUUUGAAAGAUAUGUGAAACUCAUAGAACUACUGAGAGUACUAAGCCGAAAAUCCAGUCAUAUUUAAUAAUGGAUGACAUUAUUGACAAGUUAAAGCUGCUUGAUUAUGAGAAUCAGUUUCCUCUAAAGCCCAUAUCUCGCAUUUUCUUUUCACAUUACGAAGAAGAAAGAGGGUUUGAUAAAUGCGAAUACUUAUAUGAGCUCUGAUAUUGGCUGAUGUCAUGUUCUAGUGAGAAAAAGAUAGGCAAGUACAUCUCAUUUAAGUCUAAUAAGACAAAACAGGAAGCUGUGAAGAGACUUGUCUCGGACUGAAAGAAGUUUGGCAUAAAAUCAUCUAGAUAUUUUGACACGGCCCAACUUCUUCAGGGUUAUGGAGAAGCUGUCUGAUAUCUUAUCAAUGAUUUACUCAAUAGAGAACUUAUCAGAAGGGAUUAUAAAUUUAACCAGCCUAUUAUUAGUAAUGAAGAUGAUGGUCACUUCUCGGAUAUUGAAGAGGAGAAAGAGCAGGAUAAUGUCAUCCAACUCGAUUACGGAAUGGAGAAUGGGCAUGCCUCCAAACAUAAUAAUAAGAUCGUCAAGAAAAAUAGUGAAUACUCUGUAGAAAAUGGAAUGAUUACCCAGACCAACUUUGGGUUAAAUUAUAACAAGACCUCAUUUGGUGUUGAAAACCACAUAGAAGAACCAUAUGCUCUUGAUGAAUUCAAUGAGAGCAUGAUUGAAUGAGAAAUUGAUCCAAAUGAAUGGCGGAAAGAAGUCAAUAGAGUAGAGAAAGACCUCCUGAAAUUUUAUUCCAAAGCUGACACUGAGGAAACAGAUCCUCUUAAUGAUUGUCUUAAGCAAGCUCAGAAAACAAAAUGUAUAAUUACUCCUGAGUUCCGGUAUUCUCUUGAUACAGUAAUUGAUGAAAUGACCAAAGAUUUGGAUCGAAUUACUAAUGAGGAAAAGAGACUUAAUAAAAGCAACUUUGGAGAUGUCAAAAAGCUAUCUGAGCUUGGAAACAUUAAUCACUCAAACUUUGAUGAAUUAUGAGCAUUAAGGGAUGCCAUGAAGAACAAAAUAGCAUAUUUCGAUGAGCUUACCUCAAAAUGGGAAGCAGCUAAUGAGAAAUACGAAGAAGCGUCUAAAAAGUUAACUAACAGAGAUCAAAUUACAAAAGCAGAAAAAGCUCUGAGAGAUAUUAAGCUCCAAGUCCAUAAGCUAGACCAAAGAAUUGGAAUAAUAAAAUCUAUUAUUCCAUCUAAAGAAAAGAAGGACGGAAAUAAGGAUAAAUCCUCUCAUUAUUUAUAUGAAGAUCUUUCAGAGAUGAGUCUUGAAAAAUCAACUUAA